AUGGACAUGAUUAAAGUUUUGUGGCAAAUGACGGUUCCUCUCAAAUUCAAGAUUUUCGCAUGGAGACUAUUGAUUUCAAGAUUACCGUCUAAAGAUUUGCUGCUAAGGAGAGGUGUUGUCAUCGAUGCUAACAAUGCUUGCUGUGAGUUUUGUCGGCUGCACCCGGAAAAUUUGAAUCACCUCUUCUUUGAUUGUAACGUCGCUAACUUGAUGUGGUGUAGAAUUUUCUUAUGGUUGGGAGUUGAUCUCUCAUUCUCUUUAGAUGAUUUUAUGGCGUUUGGCAAAUUUCAAAAGAAGGUGAAAAAUGCAAAUUCAAGAUUGAAAAUCAACACUAUUUGGCUAGCUACAACAUGGAGCAUUUGGUUCAUGAGAAACGCGAUGAUUUUCGAUAAGGUGCCGUAUAAUUUUGAUGAGGUGUAUUCUAACAUUUUGUACUUAUCUUGGAGUUGGCUAGCUAGUAGCAAUCCCUUAUUUGUUGGGUCUUCUUCUCAUCCACCACAACCCACUAAUGAAAGUGAUGACACAAAUGAAGAUGACGUCGAUGAAUCAGAUGAAGAAGACCUUAGUAAUGAAUUAUGA
Vicia villosa (hairy vetch) is the source of this 579-nucleotide messenger RNA. RefSeq lists its product as uncharacterized. The record is from RefSeq and is a predicted model, not a curated record. NCBI's taxonomy places the organism in Eukaryota, Viridiplantae, Streptophyta, Magnoliopsida, Fabales, Fabaceae. The transcript is spliced from 2 exons. The coding region runs from base 1 to 579 and encodes 192 amino acids.